Messenger RNA from Dreissena polymorpha, 1356 nucleotides. RefSeq lists its product as uncharacterized. Gene Ontology annotation, molecular function: hormone activity. The transcript is spliced from 5 exons. Gene Ontology annotation, cellular component: extracellular region. The record is from RefSeq and is a predicted model, not a curated record. Gene Ontology annotation, biological process: intracellular calcium ion homeostasis. Bases 70 to 741 code for a protein of 223 amino acids. Lineage: Eukaryota; Metazoa; Mollusca; Bivalvia; Myida; Dreissenidae.
AUAUUUAGUAUGUCAAUUACUUUAACAGCAACCAUUCUAAAGUAAAGCAAACUAAAUACGGAUAUAACAAUGAAGCUGUUGAUGUUGAUGUUUGGUGCAGUGUUCGUGGGGCAUGCUUUUGCUGUCCCUUCCUGGCUCAGGUUAAGAGACAAGGACAACACAAAUGUUCCUAUUGCUGCCAAUCAGGUACCCGCUGCCGAAUUUGCAAGCUGCCUGCAACAAGCUCGAUGGGGGCGCUGCGAAUUUUAUGAUUGCUUGGAGCGAAGAUUCCCAUGCGGUGCACGUGGAUACACGCGGAAAAUUAGCAAACACUUUUGCUCCAAGAUUGAUGCGAACUACGACUCGUUUGACGAAUUUGGUAAGCAGUGGUUGAAUCAAACCAGCAUUUGCCUCGUCGGUCACAUGCAACCAAUAUACGAGUCAUCUUCCACCUCAUGCUUGGACAUAAAAAUCGCUGGUAUCAACGCUAUUCUGGACUGCAAUGAAGGUGAAGUGGACGGCAAGGAUUUCUGCGACUUCUUGGACACAAACGGCGAUGCAUACACCUCACUGAUGGGAAUGGAGGAAGCGCGACUUCUCAUCGGCCUGCGUGACACAAGGGUGUUCUCCAGCAUUAUAUCGGGUGCCAUCUCCUGUGGAGUGGAAAGCCUGAGGGAGACUGCCAGCUCCUUCUCGACCAGCGCCUUCGCCAAUAGUGUGAACGGCUUCUUUAACCGCAUAUCCAGCUAUAUCUGGAACUGAUGACACAAUGCUGAUGUAUUUAAAUGACGAAAUAUAGGUCAAUAACUUGCGGGCGUUUCUACAAUUUUUUAUAACAUUACCUACGCUUCAGGAGUGAAAUAACGUAAUGCUAAAUUUUGUUUAUUACACGGGUGUUUUUACACUACUUAUAUAACUGUGAAAUUACGCCUUUUUUUAACGAAAUGACGUCAUUAUUCCAGCAAAUUUCUUCAGUUAAACUCUUUUACAAUGUGAAUAUACGGUGAAAAGAGCUUAAAAUAAAUAAGAAAAUGUGUUGGUCAUAUUAUAAAUAGAAUCUUAGAUUCGUGGUCAUUUUGUUGUCAAUUUAUUAAACUCGUCAUCUUAAUAAAGAUAAAAACUCGACAAGCCUCGUAUUUAUCUUUAUUUUGAUGACUUGUUUAAUAAAUUCAAUACAAAACGACCACUCAUGCAAGAUCCUAUAUAUAUUGAAUCUAUAAAAAAAAACAGUAACAAUAAAGGAGUCAACAUAUAGAAUUUAAUGUUAAUAAAAACCAAUAAAAAUUCAAAAAAAGAAAAACGAUAAAUAUAUCUCUAAAAAUUAAUUGUUGAUUGUAUCACAUUAUUUGUAACAAAUAAAUUUAAUAAUAGUUUAAA